Molecule: messenger RNA, 1971 nt
Organism: Varanus komodoensis (Komodo dragon)
Lineage: Eukaryota; Metazoa; Chordata; Lepidosauria; Squamata; Varanidae
Product: zinc finger protein 777-like
Exons: 6
Coding region: 1-1971 (656 amino acids)
Biological process (GO): regulation of transcription by RNA polymerase II
Molecular function (GO): RNA polymerase II cis-regulatory region sequence-specific DNA binding; DNA-binding transcription factor activity
Source: RefSeq, a predicted model, not a curated record
AUGGAGCCCCACCUGCAGGUCUGGAUGCCAGAGCUCGAGGAAACAGAAGAAACGGGGGAGUCGGGGACGGCGAUCAGAGGGCUGGAAGCAUGCCCUCCGCGGAGACCUGGAGAACCCGGGCCUCUUCCGCCUUCAGAAGGCGGGAGAGCUUUGCGCUCUUCCAGUGCCGGCAAGGCUGGGCUCUCCGAUCCGCUGGCUGCUGAGCUGGCCGCCACUGCACUGCGGCGACUCUACCGAAGACGCUGGGAAGCGCAGGAGGGCGACUUCCGGGGGCCGCCGCCGGCCUCGGAGUGGCCGGUGGGCCCGGGGGCGGAGGCGUCCACGUGGGCCCUGGUGGCGGCGCUGCAGGCCGUGGAGAGCAAGGUGGACGCCGUCGCCGUGCGGCUGCUCAGCCUGGAGGGGCGCACCGGCGCCGUCGAGAAGAAGGUCUCCGAGUGCGAGCGGAGCGAGGUGGAGCUCGGCGCCCCGCCGGAGGGCAGGUGGGCCGCCCUGGGCACCCUCGUCCAGGGCUACGGGCAGCUGCAGCGGCGGCUGGAGAGCAUGGAGAACCUGCUGAAGAACCGCAACUUCUGGAUCCUCCGCUUCCCACCCGGCGCCGGUGGAGACGCUCCAAAGGUGCCGCCCGCCUCGGACGACAGCGCCAGCUUCUCCCAGGAGGAGUGGGAGAGACUGGAGGCCUGGCAGAAGCAGCUGCACGCGAGCGUGGCGAAGGGCGGCUACGAGCACUUGAUCUCCCUCGACUACGCAAUCGCCAAGCCAGAAAUCCUGUCCCAGAUCGAGCGAGGGGAACAUCCGUGCGCCCACGGCGAGCACGACAGCCCUGCAAGGGAGCACCCCGGGGAGCGCUGCCUGGGAGCCACCGCUUCCGCCUUCGAAAUGGCCUCGCAGAUCAAGCAAGAGAUGGACCCCUUCGGUGACAUGGAGGAGGAGGAGGAGGAGGAAGAGGAGGAGGAGGGGGACAGCCGGGCAGACGCUGGAGGGGAAACCAGCUCAGUUGACGGCUGGCUGCUGAACCCAAGAGCGGGUGGCUCCGGAGAGCCGGAGUGCCCCUGGACGUCCGCGGAGAGGACGGAGGAGGCCUUCCCGCCCGAGGAGAGCGGCUGCAGCAGUCCGGGGCCCGAGCAGGCUUUGGGGUUCCCCGCACCCACCACCCCCGGGAUUCCGGAGAGGGCGAGCCGGGCCGGGCCCGCCGGGGCUCCGCCGGAGCAGCCGUUCCUCUGCCACGACCGCGGGCGCUGCCCGGGCCGCGGGGAGCUCCUCGCCCGGCCCGGGCGCCCCCCCGCCGGCGAGCGGCCCUACGCCUGCCAGGAGUGCGGCAGGGCCUUCGUGCACCAGUCGACGCUGACCGCACACUACCGCACGCACACGGGCGAGAAGCCCCACGCCUGCGCCGAGUGCGAGAAGCGCUUCGCCCGCCUCUCCACCCUGCUGGAGCACCGGCGGACCCACACGGGCGAGAAGCCCUACGCCUGCGCCGAGUGCGGGAAGCGCUUCAGCCGGCUCUCCACCCUGGUGGAGCACCGGCGGACCCACACCGGCGAGAAGCCCUACCAGUGCGCCCGCUGCCACAAGAGCUUCACCCGCCUCGCCAACCUGACGGUGCACCAGCACACGCACGCCGGCGAGCACCUCUACGGCUGCACGCGCUGCGGGAAGCGGUUCCCGCAGAAGGCCGGCUUCCUCAGGCACCUGCGCGGCCACGCGCGGGAGCAGCUGUACCAGUGCCAGGCCUGCCCCGAGCGCUUCGCCUGCCCCUCCGGGCUGCUCCGGCACCAGAUGGGCCACCUGGGCGGGGGCCCCGAGAGCCUCGCACCCCCGGGGGCCCGGGCCGUGGAGCGCCCCUUCCCGUGCCCGGCCUGCGGCAAGGCCUUCCGCUCCCAGCAGGGCCUCCGGCUGCACCAGAGGAGCCACGCCGCUGGCAUGGGGGCCAACCGGACGCUGCCACGCGUGAAAACGGAGGACGUGGGGUGA